Frankliniella occidentalis (western flower thrips) is the source of this 388-nucleotide messenger RNA. RefSeq lists its product as uncharacterized. NCBI's taxonomy places the organism in Eukaryota, Metazoa, Arthropoda, Insecta, Thysanoptera, Thripidae. Bases 59 to 388 code for a protein of 109 amino acids. The transcript has 3 exons. The record is from RefSeq and is a predicted model, not a curated record.
ACAAUACUACAAAAGGGGUUGUCAGGGCACAGCUAAGGUUGUCAUUGGUGAUAAUUUCAUGGAAUGGGAGGACCUCAACCCCCACACCUGUGCUCCAAAUGUCCUCUUCAGUCAAGUUCAUCUUAUGAAGCAGCGGAUUUUGGAAGAAGCCGUGACAGACCAUGGAAGAUACGAAUCACCAGCAGAGUUGGUUGAACGAGUGCAAAACAUGUAUCCUCCAGAGAUUGCGGCCCAUGUUUCCCUCAACGGGAUGAGAUCAGCCAUCCAAAGAGCAAGAGCUGCGAUGUAUCCUCCAGUUCCUGCUGAUAUUCACCAGUUGGGACAACAGCUUCAUGCCAAUGAACACCUGGCUGCUAGUAUUGAUGGGCGGGACAGACUGUAUUCCUGA